AUGGAUACCGGUAGAACGUCAAAGGAGCAUGGGAAUGUGAAUGAGGGGAAGUGGAACGAUAGUGAUAGUAUCGAUACGGAGCCCUUUCCGGGACAGGGCAUCGAUGGAGAAGUGCUAGGAAGCAGUCAAACGACGACGUUGGCAAAGGAUGAUGUAGAUGUGGAAGCGCAAGGCGAGAAAGAAAAGGAAGAUGCGUUGAGAUUGGAAAGGGAGAAGGAAGAACAUGAUCCGAAUCUGAUAACCUGGGAUGGACCGGAUGACCCUGAUAACCCGAUGAACUGGGAUACGAAAAAGAAAUGGUUCAUAACCGUCAUCUUGGGCUUAAUGACUUUUGUCGUCACUUUCGCGUCGAGUGUUUUCAGUACGGCUACGAUUGUAGUUGCGGAGUUAUAUGGGGUAUCAGAAGAAGUCGCUGUUCUAGGGACGUCGUUGUUUGUACUGGGAUUUGGUGUUGGUCCUUUGAUAUGGGGACCUGGAUCCGAACUCUUUGGCAGAAAAGUUCCCCUCUUCUUCGGCUACGCUUGUUUCGCCAUUUUCCAAAUCCCCGUCGCUGUAGCUCAAAAUCUCCAAACAAUCAUGGUUUGUCGAUUCUUCGGCGGAGUCUUUGCUUCCGCCCCAUUAGCGAUUAUCGGAGGAGCGUUGGCGGACUUCUUCGGCCCGGUCGAUCGAGGUGUCGCGGUUUGCGUCUUCGCAGCGGCAACUUUUAUCGGUCCAAUUGCGGGACCAAUUGGAGGUAACUUCAUCACACAGUCGUAUUUGGGUUGGAGAUGGACGGCUUGGAUCACGAUGAUCCUUGCUGCGGGUUUCGGAAUGCUAGGUCUGAUCUUCGUGCCUGAGUCUUCUCAUCCAAAGAUUCUCCAACAGCGGGCCGCGAGACUGAGAUUCGAAACAAAGAACUGGGCAAUUCAUAGCAAAGCUGAUGAAAUCAAACUUACCCCCCAUACAAUCUUACAAACCUAUCUCCUCCGCCCCUUCAUCAUGCUCUUCCAAGAACCGAUCCUUCUCCUCAUCACCCUCUACAUGGCUCUCAUCUACGGCAUCCUUUACCUCUUCUUCGAAGCCUACCCCAUCUCCUUCCAACAAUCGCGCGGCUGGGCCCCCGGGCUCAGCGCCCUCCCCUUCAUCGGCAUCCUCAUCGGGGUCCUCCUCGGCGCCGGAACCAUUUCCUGGGUCACCAAGACGCGCUUCGCGCGCAAGCUCGAAAAACACGGCAAAGUGAUCCCCGAAGAACGUCUCCCCCCCAUGAUUCUCGGUUCCUUCAUCCUCCCCAUCGGCCUCUUCUGGUUUGCCUGGACCUCCAACCCCAACAUCACCUGGGUUCCCCAGGUCAUCUCGGGUAUCUUCAUCGGUUGGGGUAUCUUGAUGAUUUUCUUGCAGGGCUUAAACUACAUCAUCGAUGUCUACAUGUGGCAUGCCAAUUCGGCGAUUGCCGCGAAUACUUUCCUGCGAAGUUUUGCCGGCGGUGGGUUCCCGCUCUUUGCGCAGUAUAUGUUUAAUGGAUUGGGAGUUGCGUGGGCAACGAGUGUGUUGGGUUUUGCAUGCGUGGUGAUGAUGCCUGCGCCUGUGCUAUUUUUUAUCUACGGAGCGAGAGUGAGAAAGAUGAGCAAAUUUAGUCCAAGUGCUUAA
Molecule: messenger RNA, 1626 nt
Organism: Botrytis byssoidea
Lineage: Eukaryota; Fungi; Ascomycota; Leotiomycetes; Helotiales; Sclerotiniaceae
Exons: 3
Coding region: 1-1626 (541 amino acids)
Biological process (GO): transmembrane transport
Molecular function (GO): transmembrane transporter activity
Source: RefSeq, a predicted model, not a curated record